AUGCCUCCGACCCUGGCCACAGCGUUUGCCAGGCGCUGGUGGAUGGCAGUGACUGCAAUCAUUGAGAAUCUGCUCUUCUCCGCUGUGCUGCUGGGAUGGGGUUCGCUCCUCAUCAUGCUCAAGUCAGAAGGCUUCUACUCUUACCUUUGCAACGAGGAGGACGGAGUGGAGAUGAGGCCCCUGGUCCCUAUGGAUGGCUCCCUGAGGAUGAACGGCUGGCUUAUUUGUAAAGAACAGGAUGAGAUGCUGAACUUGGCGUUCACAGUGGGCUCCUUCCUGCUCUCAGCCAUCACCCUGCCGCUCGGGAUCGUCAUGGAUAAAUAUGGGCCUCGCAAGCUACGACUGCUGGGCAGCACUUGCUUUGGAUUGUCCUGUCUACUAAUUGCUUAUGGAGCCUACAAUCCAAAUGAACUUUCUGUCCUUAUCUUCAUUGCCCUGACUUUCAAUGGCUUUGGGGGCAUGUGUAUGACCUUCACCUCUCUCACACUCCCUAACAUGUUUGGGGACCUCCGUUCCACCUUCAUCGCCCUGAUGAUCGGCUCAUAUGCCUCCUCCGCUGUCACCUUCCCUGGUGUCAAGGUGAUCUAUGACCUUGGCAUAACUUUCAUCACUAUUCUAGUGGUGUGGGCUGCCUGUGCUGGACUGGUCUUCUUGAACUGCUUCUUCAACUGGCCUCUGGAACCGUUUCCUGGACCAGAGGACAUGGACUACACCAUAAAGAUCAAGUUCAAUUGGCUGGGCUUUGACCAUAAAAUCACAGGGAAGCAGUUCUACCACCAAGUGACCACUGUGGGCCGUCGUCUGAGUGUGGGCAACAUUCCACAGAAGGAGCUGGCCAUUAAGGACGGGAACAAGCUCUGCCUCUCCACCACGGACCUGGAAAUUGACUGCAAGCCGCAAGAAGAGUGUAAGAGUUCAUUCUUGAAAACCAUCACCAGCACGAUGUUCCUGCUCAGUCUGGUGACCAUGUCCAUCACUCAACUUCGUCUCUUGUUCUACAUGGGGGCCAUGAACAGCGUCCUGGAGUCGCUCAGUGAUGGAGACCUCAACAAAGUGAGUCUGUACUCCUCCAUCUUCGGCAUGCUGCAGUUGCUGUGCCUGAUGACCACUCCCGUGAUUGGUCAGAUCAUGGACUGGAAGCUGAAAGAGUGUGAUGAUGGUGAGGAGGAAAAGGAACCCUGCAGCAAGGGGGAGAAAAAGAAAAAGCGCAGAGACAAAAAGACCCAGAAGGUGACCAAUGCCUUGCGAGCGUUCAUCCUCACAAACGUCCUUCUAGUGGGAUUUGGGAUCACCUGCCUGGUGCCCAAUCUCCCCCUGCAGAUUGUGUCAUUUGUCUUACAUACUGUGGUGAGAGGAUUCAUUCACUCUGCUGUUGGCGGCCUCUAUGCUGCUGUGUAUCCCUCCUCCCAGUUUGGCAGUCUAACAGGCAUGCAGUCUCUGGUCAGCGCUGUGUUUGCUCUACUGCAGCAACCCCUAUUUUUGGCCAUGAUGGGACCCCUGGAGGGCGACCCACUCUGGGUCAAUGUUGGACUCCUUGUUCUCAGUAUGCUCGGCUUUUUGUUGCCGCUCUACCUGAUCUGCUACAGACGGACGCUCUACAGAGAGCAACAGCAGAGGGAGGACAACGCUAAGAUCUACAUCAAAAUCAACGGCUCCGACAUCCCAGAGGCCUAUGUCUAG
Messenger RNA from Micropterus dolomieu (smallmouth bass), 1680 nucleotides. It is a transcript of the gene slc43a2b, whose product is annotated as solute carrier family 43 member 2b. Bases 1 to 1680 code for a protein of 559 amino acids. Gene Ontology annotation, molecular function: L-amino acid transmembrane transporter activity; neutral L-amino acid transmembrane transporter activity. The record is from RefSeq and is a predicted model, not a curated record. Lineage: Eukaryota; Metazoa; Chordata; Actinopteri; Centrarchiformes; Centrarchidae. The transcript has 13 exons. Gene Ontology annotation, biological process: neutral amino acid transport; transmembrane transport.